AUGAUCACUGCACCUGCCGACGAUACUAUGGUUUCUCCUCCCAAAAAAGCUGCAAUGAUGAAGAACGCAGAUGCUGCAGACAGUGGCACUGGAGCUCAAGAGACAACAGCCCAAUCUACCGCUAUGGAUGUAUCAUCAGACACGACUACUACUGCUACUGCUGGUGGUGGUGAUGUCGUUGCUGGAGUGCCAUCAAAAGGGAGCAUUGAUGAUGUUCCAAGAAUGCUCGCUGAAGGCAAGAAGAAGGCUGCUCUAUCUGACUGGGAUACUUCAUUGGACUUGUUGUCAACUGCGGUUGAAAUCAUGAAUGAAAAAUAUGGUGAAUUAGCCCCGGAAUGUGCCGAUGCCUACUUCAUCUAUGGUCAAACUCUCUUGACGGCUGCAGUCAGUCGUGCAAGUGCUCUGGGAGGUUCCAGAACAGACGUUACCGCUGCCCAAGACGAAGUUGAACAAGAUGCAAAGAUCUUGGAAAGUGUUCAAGGCAAACCAGCAAGUCACUUUGCCAUUGAGGGCGAUGAUGAAGAAUGGGGUGUAGAUGGUGAAGAAGACAUUGAAGCCGAGGAAGCUGAAGGAGAGGGAGGAGAAGAAGCUACUCCUGCUACCGACGCUUUGCCAGUCGAUAGUCAACCACAAGAAGGUGGUGCUGCAUCAUCAGCUGCUGCUGCUCCAGCCGGUGACAAGGAUGAUAUGGAAUUGGCAUUCGAAGUCUUGGACAUGUGUCGAGUCAUCUACACAAAGAUGGAUACUCCAGAAGCCAUGGCCAAAUUGGGUGAUGUUGAAUUGAUGUUGGGUGAUAUCAGUCUUGAUGCCGGUCACUAUAAGGAAGCCAUCAAGGAGUAUGCAAUGGCCAUCGCACUCAAACAGAUGGUGAAUGCUCCUCAUCGUGAAUUGGCUGAAGCCCACUAUAAACUUGCUUUGCCAUUGGAAUAUGAAAAUCAAUAUGACGAAGCCAUCAAACAAGUCAGAUUGGUAGUCGUCGCUGUCGAACAACGCAUUCAACUCUUGAAACAAGAACUCAAAGAUGCUGGUGUUGAAGUGGAUGCAAAAGGCAAAGGAAAAGUGGAUCAAGAAGAAACUGAUCCCAUCAAAUCCGAAAUACUUGAAAUGGAGGGUGUUUUGGUUGAAAUGGCUGAAAAGGUCACCGACUUGAUGAGUCAGAAAGCUCAAGCUCGACCAGGCUUCUUGAAUGCUGAAUCUGAAGAAGCCAAAGGAGAUGCAUCCACAGGUGAAAAGGUCGCUACUGUCGUAAAUGACUUGUCUGGAACCGGAUUGAUAAAAUCGAAAAAGAAUGCAAGUAUCAGCACUUCAGCACCAUCAGCACAUACGACUGCUUCAGCUACCAAGCGUAAAGCAGAUGGUGAUGUCUCUGUUGAAAGUGGGCCAGAUGCGGCAAAGAAGGCCAAAACUGAUGUCUAA
Messenger RNA from Synchytrium microbalum, 1416 nucleotides. RefSeq lists its product as uncharacterized. Lineage: Eukaryota; Fungi; Chytridiomycota; Chytridiomycetes; Synchytriales; Synchytriaceae. Gene Ontology annotation, cellular component: nucleoplasm. Bases 1 to 1416 code for a protein of 471 amino acids. Gene Ontology annotation, biological process: CENP-A containing chromatin assembly; DNA replication-dependent chromatin assembly. The transcript is spliced from 5 exons. The record is from RefSeq and is a predicted model, not a curated record. Gene Ontology annotation, molecular function: histone binding.